Molecule: messenger RNA, 2785 nt
Organism: Arachis ipaensis
Lineage: Eukaryota; Viridiplantae; Streptophyta; Magnoliopsida; Fabales; Fabaceae
Product: G-type lectin S-receptor-like serine/threonine-protein kinase RKS1
Biological process (GO): protein phosphorylation; recognition of pollen
Cellular component (GO): plasma membrane
Molecular function (GO): ATP binding; protein serine/threonine kinase activity
Source: RefSeq, a predicted model, not a curated record
AAAUAAAUAUCAUUCACAAUGCAUAUACAGGUUUAACAUUAUCAUCAGAAAACUCCUUGUUUUCAGACUAGUUUCAACUUUCAACCAAAAUAUAUAGAAUCAUGACGAUAUUUUCUUCUAAUAAACUCCUGCUUUUCACGAUGAUCCUUUUCAUCCCUUGUUGCCACUCACUUCAUACCAUAACCAUAACACCAAACCAACCCCUCAAAGACGGCCACGUUCUUGUCUCCGAAGACAAAGGAACCUUCGCACUCGGUUUCUUCAGCCCCGCAAAUUCCACAAGCCGCUACCUUGCUAUAUGGUACAACAAAAUCUCACAACAAACCGUUGUUUGGGUUGCCAACAGAGACACUCCCCUUAACCACACUUCAGCUGUUCUCUCCAUCAACAACCAUGGAAACCUCGUCCUCCACCACCAAAACACCACCCCAAACCUCAACCCUCUUUGGUCCUCCAACGUCACUCUCUCAUCUACCAACACUUCAGCCAAGCUUCUCGACACUGGAAACUUGAUUCUAAUCCAAAGAGGAAGAAGCAGCAACAAUAAUAGCAAUAGCGACGAUUUUGUUGUGUGGCAGAGUUUUGAUUAUCCCGGCAACACACUCCUUCCCUUCAUGAAACUCGGAUUGGACCGGAAAACCACCUUGGACCGGUUCCUCACAUCAUGGAAGUCCCAAACCGACCCGGGAUCCGGGAAUUUCACUUUCAGGAUCGACCCGACAGGGUUCGCCCAACUGUUCCUGUACAAGAACAAGACAGCUGUAUGGCGGGUCGGGUCAUGGACGGGUGAAAGGCUGACCGGAGUGCCCGAGAUGACUCCGAACUUUAUCUUCAACAUUAGCUUUGUUAGCGACACAAAGGAAGUUAGCAUAAUGUACGGAGUGAAGGACCCCAACGUGCUCUCCAGGAUGGUGCUGGACGAGACGGGUCACGUGAGGAGGAUGACGUGGCAAGCUCACGAGCUAAGAUGGUUCGAAUUCUGGUACGCGCCCAAGGAGCAGUGUGAUAACUACAGGCAGUGCGGCUCAAACACCAACUGUGACCCGUAUGAGGAGGACAAGUUCAUGUGCAAGUGCCUGCCGGGGUUCGAGCCCAGGUUCGAGAGAGAGUGGUACCUUAGAGAUGGGUCAGGUGGGUGCGUGAGGAAGGCUAACGUGUCCACGUGUCGAAGCGGGGAGGGGUUUGUUGAAGUGGCGCGUGUGAAGGUGCCGGAUACUUCGAAGGCGCGUGUAGAUGCGGGAUUGAGCAUGAAGGAUUGCAGGGUGAAGUGUUUGGGAGACUGCUCGUGUGCGGCGUAUACGAGUGCCAACGAGACUACUCACACUGGCUGCGUUACGUGGCAUGCUAACAUGGAGGAUACUAGGACCUACACACAAGUCGGCCAAAAUUUGUUCGUACGUGUCGCUGCAAUUGAAUUAGCUCAAUAUGCGAAAAAUCGCCAUGGUUCUCUAGGCAAGAAGGGGAUGCUAGCACUUUCAGGAGUUUCAGCUUUCUUAUUCUUGUUUCUGGUGGUCAUGUUGGGCUAUUGCUUUCUGAAAUCCAAGAAACAAGGGAGAAGAACGGAUCGCAAGUAUUCAUUUCGUCUUAGUUUUGAGGACUCUACCAAUCUACAAGAAUUUGAUAGUACGCAAAAUUCAGAUUUACCAUUCUUUGAUCUAAGCUCAAUAGCUGCUGCAACAGAUAAUUUCUCCCCUGACAAUAAACUUGGUCAAGGUGGAUUUGGUUCUGUAUAUAAGGGGCUAUUGAAUAAUGGAAAGGAAAUUGCAGUGAAGAGAUUGUCUAAAAAUUCUGGACAGGGCAUAGACGAGUUUAAAAAUGAAGUUGUUUUGAUUUCAAAGCUUCAACAUCGAAAUCUUGUGAGAAUCUUAGGUUGUUGCAUUCAAGGAGAUGAGAAGAUGCUAAUAUACGAAUACUUGCCUAACAAAAGCUUAGAUUCUUUUAUUUUUGACGAAUCUAAAAAGUCACAGUUAGAUUGGAAGAAACGAUUUCAAAUUAUAUGUGGAAUUGCUAGAGGAAUGUUAUAUCUUCAUCAUGAUUCACGACUAAGAAUCAUUCAUAGAGAUUUAAAGACUAGCAAUGUCUUGUUAGAUUCUGAAUUGAAUCCUAAAAUUGCCGAUUUUGGAAUGGCAAGAAUAUUUGGCGGAAAUCAAGUUGAAGCAAAUACUAACCGUGUUGUUGGAACCUAUGGAUAUAUGUCACCGGAAUAUGCUAUGGAAGGACAAUUUUCAAUUAAGUCUGAUGUAUAUAGUUUUGGAGUUUUGCUCCUAGAAAUCAUUACGGGCAGAAAGAAUAGUGGUCAAUACGACGACAUUACUACGACAAAUUUAGUCGGCCAUAUAUGGGAUCUGUGGAAAGAUGGGAGAGCCAUGGAGAUUGUUGAUGAAUGUUUAUUGGAAGAGUCGUCAUGUUGUGAGCAUGAAGUCCAAAGAUGCAUACAAAUUGGACUUUUGUGCGUUCAAGAUUACCCCACAGACAGGCCAUCAAUGGCAGCAGUUGUUUCCAUGAUGGGAAAUGACUCAGCCCUUCCUUCUCCAAAACAUCCAGCAUUUAUUUUCAAGAGGGGCAAAAAUUAUGAGAGUUCAGAUCCAUCGACCAGUGACGGUGUUUAUUCAGUCAACGACGUAAGUAUGACCAUCAUUGAAGCUCGCUAAAGGCCCCACAACGCUCUUUAAUUCCGUUCAUACAAUAAUCCGGUAUAGAAAUAAGUAUAUACUCAUUUGCUACACAACUUUUUCGAACACCAUGAACAAUCAUCAAUCAAAUAAAAUCACAUUAUACCUCCGAA